Asparagus officinalis (garden asparagus) is the source of this 732-nucleotide messenger RNA. RefSeq lists its product as uncharacterized. Lineage: Eukaryota; Viridiplantae; Streptophyta; Magnoliopsida; Asparagales; Asparagaceae. The record is from RefSeq and is a predicted model, not a curated record. The coding region runs from base 1 to 732 and encodes 243 amino acids. The transcript has a single exon.
AUGGAACAACACCUCAAACUUUCUGCCACUAAUGGCACGCCCUUGGAAAAUCCAUCUACUUAUCGUCGCUUAAUCGGACGUCUCAUUUACUUAACUAUCACCCGUCCUGACAUAACCUACUCCGUUCACAACUUGAGUCAGUUCAUGCAUACACCUCUUCAACCUUACUAUAAUGCUGCUCUUCGCUUGCUUCGCUAUCUUAAAGGUACCCCAGGUAAAGGCAUUCUCUUGCCAUCCACUGGUUCACUUCAUCUCACGGGCUAUUGUGACUCUGAUUGGGCGAGCUGCCCGAUGACUCGUCGCUCUACUAGUGGUUAUAUUACUAUGCUCGGUUCCUGCCCUAUCUCCUGGAAAACAAAGAAGCAAGUUACUGUGGCUCGUUCUUCAUGUGAAGUCGAAUAUCGCUCCAUGGCUUUGCUUUGUUGUGAAUUAGUUUGGUUGAAAACCUUACUACAGGAUCUCCAUAUUUCCCAUUCGGAGCCUAUCACUCUUCAUUGUGACAACAAAGCCGCGCUCCAUAUUGCCACCAAUCCUGUUUUCCAUGAACGGACCAAACAUAUUGAAUUAGAUUGCCACUUUGUUCGUGACAAGAUCACUGAUGGGCUCAUCAAGCCUUCAUACAUGCCCACCGACAAUCAGUUGGCCGAUCUAUUUACAAAAGCUCUAGGCAAGGACAGGCUUCUACUUCUACUUGGCAAGUUGGGCAUGUAUGAUAUACAUGCUCCAACUUGA